Messenger RNA from Rana temporaria (common frog), 2186 nucleotides. RefSeq names its product ubiquitin conjugating enzyme E2 Q family like 1 (gene UBE2QL1). The coding region runs from base 504 to 1472 and encodes 322 amino acids. NCBI's taxonomy places the organism in Eukaryota, Metazoa, Chordata, Amphibia, Anura, Ranidae. The transcript has 2 exons. The record is from RefSeq and is a predicted model, not a curated record.
CCAGUGGUGUGCAUGUGAGCUGCUCGACUCCUUCCUCCUCCCACCUCUAUACAGCAACCCUCCCCCCUCUUUUGUGAGGUCUGCAGAUAAGAGACAGAAGGGAUCGGAGCUGGCAGGCUGGCAGGGAGGCAGGCGAUCACUACUAUUUUACUGCAGCAGAAGGAGAGAAGAGAUCGGAGCACUGCGGACUGACGUGUGGAUCACAUAGGCUCAUCCAGGAUGACAGGGAGGCAUUGCCCAUGAGAUCAUCACCCCCUAUGCACACAGCAGCCCCCAACCACUGAAUGGCAAUUGACAGGAUGAGACCCCCCAGUCACCCCAGACUCAUCGUUCCCCAGCGCCAAUGAAUCAGAUCGCCUCUUGUUGUUGUGUAGAGGAUGAUGGAUGGACUCUGAAGGUAGCAGCGAUCUUGUGAAUCACACUGAUUGUAGACAGUUGGGCUCAUCUGUGAUCGCUCCAUCGCCAGUCCCCUGCGGAUUAUUGCGAGUGCAGCAGAUUGGAAAAUGGCCACACUCCUGCGAAAAAUAGGACUCAUUCGCCUUAAUGACAGGGACACCGAGGACCCCAAGCACCACCACCACCGCAACCAGCAGGGAUCUCUGAAGAACAGCAAGGGGAAGAACAGCAGCAACAAGCCGCAGCAGCAGCAGCAAGGAGGUUCAGCAGGAGGAGGUGGUGGUGGUGGUGGGAGUAGCGGCGGCGGCGGCGGCGGGGGCAGCGGUGGUGGCUGCUGCAGCAAUAACUCCACAAGCACCGAAGGGAUGCUCGGCCAGGCUGACAUCAAGGGCAAAAAGACUGAGCAGGCUCACAAGGACAAGCAUGGGACAGCUGGAGGCAAGGACAAGAACAGUGCCAAAGAGACUAGCACCCCGACCAUUACAAAAGAAGCCGGGGGAGGGGGCAACAAGCAAAGUGGGGGCUCCUCCUUGCAACCCCUGGUGCCCCCCAACAGGCAGCACUGCACCCAGGUGAGGAGCAGGCGGCUGAUGAAGGAGCUUCAAGACAUCCGCAAACUGAGCGACCACUUCAUUUCGGUGGAGCUGGUGGAUGACAACCUCUUCGACUGGAAUGUCAAGCUUCAUCAGGUGGACAAGGACUCCACCCUCUGGCAGGACAUGAAGGAGACCAACACCGAGUUCAUCUUGCUCAACCUCACCUUCCCGGACAACUUUCCCUUCUCCCCUCCUUUCAUGAGGGUGCUGAGCCCCAGAUUGGAGAAUGGCUAUGUGCUGGAUGGUGGUGCAAUCUGCAUGGAGCUCCUUACCCCCAGAGGAUGGUCCAGUGCCUACACGGUGGAGGCAGUCAUGAGGCAGUUCGCAGCCAGCCUUGUUAAAGGGCAGGGUCGUAUCUGCAGGAAAGCUGGAAAAUCUAAAAAGGCCUUUAGCCGAAAGGAAGCAGAAGCAACAUUCAAGAGUUUGGUGAAGACCCAUGAGAAGUACGGCUGGGUCACCCCACCUGUAUCUGACGGCUGACAUGAAACCCCCAGCUAAAACAGACUUCUAGGAAGGGAACCACCUCAUCGAGAAAAUGAAUAAAUAUAUGAAUAUAUUUAAGAAAAAAGAUCGCUAUGCCAUCUCCUCAAUGCUGUACAUUAUCAUUCAUCUAUUUGUCCUUUUCUACUUCAGCUUCAGUUAAAGAAUGUGAUUGACAGGAAGACAUAAUUUAUUUAUGAUGUUCACAAGUGUUUACAUUGGAAGACAUGGAAGAAAAGCAGUAUUGGCCACCGAAUGUCGUGUUACAAUCAUGUCUCCAGACUGAUGAGCGAUCGUCUUCAGGUCACCAUAGAGAGGAGAUUGAGAUUGCUUCAUUGUCCAUUCUAGACGCAUGAUUUUUUCGGCUUCUUUCCAUGACAGCAGCGCCAAAAUGCAGCAGUGGAAGUUCUGUCCACGGCUGCCCAGUUUAUGUAAAUGUAAUUGAAGCCGUUAAUAUUUAAUAGGCAAGCAGUGCAUUGCAGGUACAUGUUUGCUGUGCUGUUUAUCUUUGUCUCUUUUCCUGGCAGGUCGACACAACAUUGAAGAUUUGUCUUUAUGUGGAGAUGUGGUCCGCUGUGACUCAAACUUUAGACCUCAUUUGUGUUCGAUGUGAUCUGUGUUGGAUAACUGACGAAAUAUAACAGUGGAAAUAAUAAUGAAUUAUAGUGUGGAACAAUUGUAAAAUAAAAAUCACUUAAAAGUGAGUUAAGUGUA